UCAACGAGCCCGUCUCCCCCUCCCUCCCUCUCUCUCUCUCUCUCCUCCGAGUCUAGCGGGCACGAGCGCACAGCCACCGUCACGCUCCGCCGCUGAUAUGCCUUCGCUCUGACAUGUGCCGUCGGCUGGGGGCGACCCGCCUGAUAUACCGCGCUCGCAUUUCAAAUUACGUGAAGGCCGGCCUCAUCGACCAAGCCAUCCAGGUGUUCGACCAAAUGUCCCGCUCAGACUGCCGCGUCUUUUCCAUCGACUACAACCGCUUCAUUGGCGUCUUGGUCCGCCAGACCCGCUUCGAGUUAGCCGAGAGUUACUAUUACCAGAUGACCCUCCGGGGCUUUUCGCUCACCUCGUUCACCUACUCCCGCUUUGUCUCCGGCCUCUGCAGGGUCAAGAACUUUGCUCUCAUCGAUAAGCUCCUUCCCGACAUGGAUAAGGUCGGGUGCAUGCUUGAUAUUUGGGCUAGUAACAUUUAUUUGAAUCUUCUGUGUGAUGAAAAUCGCGUGGAGUUGGCCGUGGAGGUGUUGGAUAGGAUGGUAGAGCUAGGGAGUGAGCCUGAUGUUGUGACUUAUACUAUUCUCAUCGACGGGUUGUGUAAAGCAGGAAGACUCGAUGCUGCAGUCGAAAUGUGGCAUCGUAUGAUUGGCCAGGGAUUCAUCCCGGAUAAAAUCGCGUGCACAGCGCUUGUUGUUGGGCUCUGUGUUGGAGGAAAGGUUGAUUUAGCAUAUGACCUUAUAAUUGAUGUAAUGAAGGGUGGUCAAGCUGAGAUCACUUGUUUAAUUUAUAACGCAUUAAUAAGUGGGUUUUGUAAAUCUGGUAAGAUUGACAAGGCGCUAGCGAUUAAAUCCUUUAUGGGGAGAAAUGGAUGCAAUCCUGAUUUGGUUACGUAUAAUAUCUUGUUGAAUUACUGUUGUGACAAGCUUAUGUUGGAGGAGGGAGAGAAAUUGAUGAAGAGGAUGGAGAGGGAUGGAUUGCAACCUGACAUUUAUACUUAUAAUCAACUUUUAAAGGGCCUUUGUAAAGCCAAGCAGCUUGAUCGUGCUCACAGCCUGAUGGUGAACGAGAUGCAAGUAAAAGGGUUGUGUGAUGUUGUGUCAUAUAAUACGCUAAUGGCAGCAUUCUCUGAGGAUCGUCAUACACGAAGGACUUACGAGCUAUUUGAAGAAAUGUGUCGAAAGGAAAUUGCACCAGAUGUUGUUACAUUCACUGUUCUUAUCAAUGCUUUCCUUAGAGAUGGCAGUUCUGAUAUUGCGAAGGAACUUCUCGAUCAGAUGUCAGGGAUGGAUAUAUUUCCUGAUCGAAUUUUGUAUACUACUAUUAUUGAUCACUUCUGUAAGUCCGGUAAAGUUACAAUAGCUGAGAAAAUAUUCAAUGACAUGGUGGAGAAAGGAAUUUCGCCAGAUGUGGUUUUGUACAAUGCUAUCAUCAAUGGACUUUGCAAGUCUUCUAAAGUAAAAGAAGCAAUGCAUCUGUAUGAACAAAUGCAAGCUAGCGGAUGCCAUGCUGAUGCAGUAACUUAUAAGUUGAUUAUUAGUGGACUCAUUUGUGAAAAGAAGCUCUCUGUUGCUUGUAAAGUAUGGGAUGAAAUGAUGGAGAAAGGAUUUACACUUGACAGCUCUAUUUCUGAGACACUCAUUAGUGCAAUCCAUUCAGUAGAUUCUGCAGGAUAAAAGGUCAAAAGCUGCCGCAUUACCUUUUCUCUUUCUGCCAUGCCUGGACGAAGACGUGCUUUUGGCUAGACUAUGGUCUCCAGCCUUUUUCGUGACAAUUAUGUUGUUACAAGAUGAGAUAGCCCCCAGUAGAUGAACUCUUGCUGCACAGAUGGUGAACAGCUUCAUUCAUGAGUCGUCUGCUCAGACUUAAGUGGCUGUUGCUCAGAAUGAAGUGGAUUCAAGGUGAGUUAUAUGCUUUACAGCAGUGGCUUGAAAAAUUGGAUGCUGUCAUGUUUCAGGAAGAAUAUCUUUGUUGUCCUUGCUUUCAGAGACAAUUUUUGAGGUAUGGAGAGGGUUUCAACCAAGACUUUUGCGCUGUUAAUUAUGAUAGAGAAGGAUGCCAAUCGAACGAUUGUGAAAUUACCGUGCUAGCUCUCUGAAGCAGAUUGGAUAUUUAGUCCUUUCCG
Rhodamnia argentea is the source of this 2116-nucleotide messenger RNA. RefSeq names its product pentatricopeptide repeat-containing protein At1g13040, mitochondrial. The transcript is spliced from 4 exons. The record is from RefSeq and is a predicted model, not a curated record. The coding region runs from base 114 to 1667 and encodes 517 amino acids. NCBI's taxonomy places the organism in Eukaryota, Viridiplantae, Streptophyta, Magnoliopsida, Myrtales, Myrtaceae. Gene Ontology annotation, molecular function: protein binding.